AUUUUUUAUUCAAUUAAUAAAAGAAACAAUGACAAGAUCCGAACAGUAGAACACUCUAACCCUAACCCUCGAUUACAUUUCACAAUCAUCUCUUCAGAUUCAACUUUCCUUUCAAAAAGUUUACAAAUUACCCCCACAUAUUACCGAUUUCAACCAUUGAAUUACAUUUUCCGAAUCUGCGGAGCAGAGAAGAAGAGUGAGAGAGGAGGAUUUCGAACAAAAUUCAAUAUUUUUUCGACGACACCGAAAAUCUGGAUCUUCCAGAAUUUUGAAGUUGUUUUGCAGAGACUUUAUUACCGAUUCUAAACUACAAUGGCCUCGCAUCUGCCUGCAACCACAGACUCCCUUGCAAUGGCUCUGGAAGCCAAUAGCGCUGCAGAGUCUAUUUCGAUACUACAGAGAGUGCUUGCAGAUCCGUCUUCUUCUCCUGAUUCAUUGCGCAUAAAGGAGCAAGCAAUCACAAAUUUAACUGAUUUUCUUAGGAAAGAAAAUAAGGCUGAGGACCUUCGGAUCCUUCUGACCCAAUUGAGGCCCUACUUCUCCUCUGUUCCCAAAGCUAAAACUGCAAAGAUUGUUCGUGGAAUUAUUGAUGCAGUGGCUAAAAUACCUAAUACAAGUGAACUGCAGAUCUCUCUUUGCAAGGAAAUGGUAGAGUGGACUCGCACUGAGAAGAGAACUUUCCUUCGCCAACGGGUUGAGGCCAGACUCGCUGCUCUGUUGAUGGAGACCAAGGAGUACCCCGAAGCAUUGUCUCUGCUUUCUGGUCUGAUAAAGGAGGUCAGAAGACUAGAUGACAAACUUCUCUUAGUGGACAUUGAGUUGCUGGAGAGUAAGCUUCAUUUCUCUCUGAGGAAUCUCCCCAAAGCCAAGGCUGCCCUCACUGCAGCUAGAACAGCAGCCAAUGCGAUAUAUGUGCCUCCAGCUCAGCAGGGGACUAUAGACCUUCAGAGUGGAAUACUCCAUGCAGAGGAGAAGGACUAUAAAACUGCUUAUAGCUACUUCUAUGAAGCUUUCGAGGCCUUUAAUGCUCUUGAGGAUCCCAGAGCAGUAUACAGUUUGAAAUACAUGCUCCUGUGCAAAGUCAUGGUGAAUCAAGCUGAUGAUGUUGCUGGAAUAAUUUCUUCCAAAGCAGGCUUGCAGUACUUGGGACCAGAUCUUGACGCUAUGAAAGCUAUUGCUGAUGCUUAUUCAAAGCGUUCUUUGAAACUCUUUGAGGCUUCAUUGGAGAACUUUAAGGCUCAACUGGAAGAAGAUCCUAUUGUUCACAGGCACUUAUCAUCUCUUUAUGACACUUUAUUGGAACAGAACCUUUGCAGACUGAUUGAACCUUUUUCAAGGGUUGAGAUCGCCCACAUUGCAGAAUUGAUCGAACUCCCUGUUGAUCACGUGGAGAGGAAACUAUCUCAGAUGAUUUUGGAUAAAAAAUUUGCAGGAACACUUGAUCAGGGUGCGGGAUGCCUCAUUAUUUUUAAUGAUCCCAAGACCGAGGCUAUCUAUGAAGCUACACUGGAUACAAUUUCUAAUGUUGGAAAGGUUGUGGACAGCCUUUUUGUCAGAUCUGCCAAGAUUAUGGUAUAAGAAUACGACUACUACAUGGUUCGGAAUAUCACAAGUCAUAGAAAUUGAUUCUCUGCUGUGUUUGGUGGGCAUGAACAGCUCUUGUUACUCGAGUUUUAGGUCUGUUGUGUUACCUUGGAAAUGAUAAGUUAUAAGAGACUGAUUGAGUCCAGUAAGUUUUAGCUUUUUUAUGAUUAUCAUUUUAACAGUCAAAUGUUUAAUUUUGUUAAUAGCAUUCGAUUAGUUGCUUUUCUGUUUUAGUAAUGGCUCUAAAUAUUUGGAAGGUGAAAGCUUGAUGAUUCUAUACCUUCCAGGUGCUACAGCUUGUCGCAGGCUUAGAAAACUGUAAAAGGAAAUUAUUUUGAUACAA
Molecule: messenger RNA, 1927 nt
Organism: Beta vulgaris subsp. vulgaris (sugar beet)
Lineage: Eukaryota; Viridiplantae; Streptophyta; Magnoliopsida; Caryophyllales; Amaranthaceae
Product: 26S proteasome non-ATPase regulatory subunit 11 homolog
Exons: 2
Coding region: 313-1578 (421 amino acids)
Biological process (GO): ubiquitin-dependent protein catabolic process
Cellular component (GO): proteasome regulatory particle, lid subcomplex
Molecular function (GO): protein binding; structural molecule activity
Source: RefSeq, a predicted model, not a curated record